Messenger RNA from Apis cerana (Asiatic honeybee), 4856 nucleotides. It is a transcript of the gene Rab3, whose product is annotated as RAS oncogene family member Rab3. The record is from RefSeq and is a predicted model, not a curated record. Gene Ontology annotation, molecular function: GTP binding; GTPase activity. NCBI's taxonomy places the organism in Eukaryota, Metazoa, Arthropoda, Insecta, Hymenoptera, Apidae.
CGUAAGUGUCACACAAUUGGCUCGACGCAAGUGGAUAUUUCUAACUCCUGAGAAAAAAAAUUCUACUUUCUUCGCGCUGUUUAUCAUAUAUCUCCUCUGUCGCGAUCUUUCGUUACAAAUUGUUCGUGAAUGAAUUUUUGAAAAAAAUAGAAAAAAUUUUGGAAUGUCGAAGGGAUUCGAAAAUCGGGCGGAGAAUUCGAUAAAGGAUACCAGGCCACCUAUGAAGGAUUCCGUGCUGGAACUGAGGCCGAGAAUGGCACGAAUGAUGUCCAUCGUUGAUAUCACCCCACGCGACAGACGUUUGGUAGCGGCAUUAGCAAUUCGUUUUUUUUCUUUUUUUCUUUUUUUUUUCCUCCUCGUGAUAAACGAUGAACAACAAGUUCGACGACAAUUACAACGUUGGACUAGAAGCAAAAGAUACGGUGAACUGUCGACGUAGUAGCGGAGAUAUAUCUAUGUUGUUUGGUUCGGUUUUCCAAACUUGUCGUGAAUUUUGAAUACUUUGUGCAAUGACCAAUCAAUAAUCAUUAUCGUGCACAAUUGUAAUAAAUUUUUAAGUAUGCCAAAUUGGUAUCAUGGUGAUGAAUAGAGAAGAGUGAGGAUCAAGUCUCAGAGGAAAUAAGAUAUUAGAAUAAUAAUUGAAUAAUUACAAUGAGUUCAUAAAUGUGUAUUUUUGUAAUGAUGAGUGAAUACUAGCUUAGAGACCAACCUAUUAAUUUUAUAUAAAAAUCACAUUGGUAAUAUAUAUCACAUUUGACUUAAAUGUUAAAAAAAAAUUAAAAGUAUACAAUAGUUAAAAAUAUUAUAAUAAAUUCUAAAUCCACAGCAAUAAUAAUUGAAUACAAUUAGUGUUCAUAACAUAUAUUUUUGUAAUGAUGAGUGAAUACUAGCUUAGAGAUCAACCUAUUAAUUAAUUUUAUGUAAAAAUCAUAUUGGUAACAUAUAUCACAUCUGACUUAAAUGUUAAAAAGAUCUAUAUACAAAUAAGUAUCAUAAUUAGUUAAAAAUAUUAAUAAAUUCCAAAUCUAUAACAAUAAUAAUUGAAUACAAUUAAACAAAUGUAUUCAUAAAUAUUUUUGUAAUGAUGAAUGAAUAUUAGCUUAGAGAUCAACCUAUUAAAUAAUUUUAUAUAAAAAUCACAUUGAUAUCAUAUCACAUCUGACUUAAAUGUUAAAAAAGAAUUAAAAGUAUACAAUAAUUAAAAGUACUACAAUAAAUUCCAAAUCUAUAACAAUAAUAAUUGAAUACAAUUAAACAAAUGUAUUCAUAAAUAUUUUUGUAAUGAUGAAUGAAUAUUAGCUUAGAGAUCAACCUAUUAAAUAAUUUUAUAUAAAAAUCACAUUGAUAUCAUAUCACAUCUGACUUAAAUGUUAAAAAAGAAUUAAAAGUAUACAAUACAAUAAUUAAAAGUACUAUAAUAAAUUCCAAAACCAUAGCAAUAUCGAUAAUCUAAGAUGGCGGGCCAGGAUCCAAAAUUUCAGAAGGAGGCCGCGGACCAAAACUUCGAUUACAUGUUCAAGCUGCUGAUCAUUGGGAACUCGUCUGUUGGUAAAACGUCCUUCCUGUUCCGCUACGCGGACGAUUCCUUCACCUCGGCCUUCGUAUCGACCGUGGGCAUCGAUUUUAAGGUGAAAACGGUUUUCAGACACGACAAAAGGGUCAAGCUACAGAUCUGGGACACUGCAGGUCAGGAAAGAUACAGAACAAUAACGACGGCCUAUUACAGAGGCGCGAUGGGCUUCAUCCUAAUGUACGAUAUCACGAACGAGGAGUCGUUCAAUUCGGUGCAAGAUUGGGUAACGCAGAUCAAAACGUACUCGUGCGACAACGCCCAGGUGAUCUUGGUCGGCAACAAGUGCGACAUGGAGGACGAAAGGGUGAUCACCACCGAGAGAGGCAAGCAAUUAGCGGACCAAUUGGGCGUCCAGUUCUUCGAGACGUCGGCCAAAGAGAAUAUCAACAUUAAGACGGUGUUCGAGCAAUUGGUGGACAUUAUAUGCGACAAGAUGAGCGAAUCCCUGGACAAUGAUCCGACCCUAAUCGCGGGCGGAAUGGGCCAGGCGAAGGGUCAACGGCUCACCGACCAGCCGACGAAUCCAACAGACGACAAUUGUAAUUGCUAAGAACGUGGACGCCCAUCUACGAUCGCUAAGCCAAGAGAAAUAUUAAGAAGAAGGAUAAUCGACGAGAAGAAUAAAAAUAUAAGGAGAAAAAGAAGAAGAAGAAGAGGAAGAAGAAAAAUAAAUAUUAGAAGAGAAACGCGUGUAUGUCUAUAUGUACAUGUGUGCGUAUGAACGCUGUAUGCGUAUGUGAACCGUGUGUAUCCAUAGUGUAUACAUGUAUGCGUGUGCAUGAAGAGAGGAGAAAGCGCGAAAGAGAAGUAGGAGGAGGAGGAGGAGGAGAAGGAGGAAGGUCGAGCGAUAAACACUGGCACUUCAGUUCACUUUGGUUCUUCUCGCCUUUGUUUUUUUACCGGCCGUUCUUCAUUCCGCUCUUUUUCUUUCCUCCUUUCUCGAUCGAUAUAUUUAUAUAUGUACACAUAAAAUAUUAUGUAUAUGCGCAAGGGCGAACUGCGAAGUUAUCGAUCGAUUCUUCGAAAAAUUUCGCUUCGAUAAUUUCAAGUGAAUUCUUCUUAUUUUCAACAAAUAUCUUAUUCCAAGGUCUAUUUCUUUAACGAUUUAAAUUCCAUUCUCUUCGACUCUUUGUUUGUUUUGAAUUUAUCUUAUAUAUAUAUAUAACGGAAUAUAUAACGGUUAGAUAAUAUAGUUCAAGCUAUAUUCGGCGUUCACUUGGCAGAUUAGAGAAAAGCUCGAGUUUUUUUUUAUAUAAUAAAUCUCUUCUUUUUUCUUUUCUUUUUUUUUUUUUUUUUUAGUAAUCGUUCUGACGCUCGAGGAUCGAUUCACUGACUCACUAUUUAUUAGUCACGCGAUUCGCCUUGUAUAAUACAUAUAUAAAUAUGUAUGACGAUUGUAGCCUGAUUACGCGGAGGUGUCAUCGAGCUAAUCCGAGUCCGAUCACGAGCAGACAUUGAAGUUUUUGUUUUUGUUUUUUUUUCCUUGGGUUCGACGGGGAAACUCGAAAAGAGGGAUUUCAGGGAUUUCGUGAAAGAUGAGCAUUUGCAAAGAGCGAGUCCUGACGAGUCCUGAAUCCUGAAUUGUUCGUGACAAGAAAAAGAAUAAAAGAAAAUACGCGUUUAAAUUUACCGCCUUUUUCGCCUGCACGGUUGCUGAUUCUUGUCGCUCGUAACUUUCGAUUUCCAAUUUCUUUCUCGCACACAUUCGGUUAACACUUUUUUUUAGAAAAAAAAAAGAGAAAAAGAAAAAUUACAUCAUUCGAGAGAAGGAAUUCGUGUAUUUUGAGAAAUUAAUCAAAUCUCUCCAAACUUUUCGUUUUCUGCUCGAUUAAUCGACGUAAGCUGGACAAUAAGCGAGAGAGUGAACCGUUCGAAGUGAAUCGAAAAAAAAAGGAAAGAAUUUUUCUCGAUUUCACUUGGAACGAGACAUUCGAACGAAAGAUGCGAUAAGGCGGAUGAACGAAGCAGAACGUGUUGUCGUUUCAGAGACAACUCGAGAGCGAACUGAUUCAUCUUUUCUUCGAUCUCCUAUAUUUUUUUCCCCUUUUCUUCUUUUCCCUUUUUCCCCGAUCAGUUCGUUCCGGAUCUCUCGAAUUAAAUUUAUCGAAAUCCCCCCUCGAAGGAGUUCGAUUCAUCGGAGAAUUGACAAAACGUUGACGACUUUAAGCGCACCUUAAAUCGAAGAUCUGAAAUUCUCGACCGGGAAGCGAAUAAGGAUUUGGCACCGUCCACGCUUGAGAAAUACACACACAAUUAUAUAUAUAUAUUAAAGAAGAUACGAUUAAAAUAAAAUCUCGUCUCUGCGUCAUUGAAAUCUAAGCACUGACUCGUGACUCGUCGUUUCCAUCGACGAUUAUAAGAUCACUUUUUUUUCAAGCGUGUUCGAGGCUUCGACGCCCCUGUCGACGCAACAACAACAAGUUAGGGCAAUUCUGGUAACGAGAAAAAGAGAAAAAGAAAAAACAAAAAAGAAAAAAAAAAAGAAAGCAAAAAAAGGAAAAAAAUUGAAAAAAAAAAAAAAGUCGAAAUAUAUCUGUACGUGUUGUAUUCUCAAUUGGCGUUUCCUUUCCCUUCUCGCAAGGGGGGAGGGAGGGGGGGAAGCGUGCUCGUGUUUUUUCACCAGGAGGAGGCUGAUUCUCCCUCGAACCUAUAUUUGUUCUCGACGACGUCGAUCCGAUGCACAAUAUCUUUUCAAUCUUUUCGAAUCCUCCUCGAAGGCUCGUUCAAAGCUCGAGCACCUGAGACGAUGUUAAUAGAAAUUGUUUCGGCGACGGCUGAAGUAGACGUUGACGUGGACGCUCGAAACGAGGCUCGUCCCUUGAGAAAAAAAACGUUCAACACCUCGGCGUCUUCCUCUUCUCGGGAGGAAUUCAUUUUUUCCCCUCCCCGGGCCCAUCUGUCGAGACGAUCGUUUUUCCAUUAUUAUAAUCUAUAUAAAAAUUUUUAAUGAUCGAUCAGCUGGGGGGAACUUGAAGAGUGGCGAGAAUUAUUCGUGCGAGAUUAAAUAAUUCUCAGGUGAGAGAAGAUUUGUAAUUCUUUGACAACGCGCGUGGUUAACGCUAAAAUGAAUAGCAAAAAUUAUUGGAAAUUUUCUAAGAAGUAUAUGUAGCAAAAUUAUUCCGUAAAUAAUUAAUAGAGAGAGAGAAAGAGAGAGAGAGAGAGAGAGAGAGAGAGAGAGAGAGAGAGAGAGAGAGAGAGAGAGAGAGAGAGGAGAGACAAAAUUAAAAGCGUAAAAAGAAAUGGAGAUUUGUUAAAUUUUGUAAAAAAAAAUUAGGAAAUCGAA